AAUUCUAAAACCUAUCUCUAUAAAUACAAAUACAAACAAACCCAAUGCCCUGCAUCCAUAUACUGCUUGAUUCGGGAUCGAGUCGGUAUGGACCCAAAACACUCAUGGGGAAUUGGGUGGAGGACAGAUUUCUGAAAGAGGAUAACGUUCGCCAAGUCCAGAGCAAACACAGUAAGGGCACACUGCUCAUUGAGAAGACGCGUAGGUUUUUCGACCGCCUCUAUAAAGAAAUCACAUUCGCCUCAACUGAGUACCUGAAAUUCGGCGGUGUGGUGCAAGUGAAGCCUCUGCAUUUGAAUAUCGCUGACCAUGAUACCUCCGAGUUCAAUCCCGCACUCUCGGUUAUCAUCAACGAACGGGUCCUGAUGCAUAGUGAGGGCAUCAACGAGGAGUGCGAAUUGACAGUUGCCUCUUCGGACCGCCCCUGUGUCCGCAACUGCUUCCGCCUUAUCAGUGGCGACGAGAAAGAUCGCACCAACGAGGUACUUAAGUAUGGGCAACAUUUCCGUUUGGAGUGCAUCGAACCGAAUGACGAUCCCAUUUGGGUGUACAGCGCACCCAAAUUUACAAAUUUGCUGCAUCCCAUAAAAACCAACUUCAGUUCCACCAAGCGGGGCGAGCUGAACAAUCCUCUGGGCCUCGUGUAUCGCAGCAACUGCGGUCCUGGCCAGAAUGUGCCCAGCGCCCAUGCGAAUUGGUUCUGCAUGCAUUUCGAUCCCUUAAGGCGUUUCGAAAGCGAGGGCAAAGACGUUCCCUUCAAUUCCAAAGUACUUAUUGUGCAUGCGGUGACAAACAAGAAUCUGGCAGUGGAAAAUGUCUCCAUACACACCCUAUUUGGGGAGGAAUUUUUGGUAUCUGUGCAGAACUAUUACAACGUGUACAAGCAGGUGACCUGGAAGAACCUGUGGAUGAUCGGGGGUGGUCUGAAGCACACUUAAAAACGAACUGCACUUUUAUUAGAUAUCAUAUUAAUUAAUAACACCAACUACAAAGUUAAAACGUAAACGUGUAACAGCAAACCUUAUUUACGCAACUUCGGGUAGAAAGUGCAAUAAAAACAGAAACAUCCGAUUUUUGUACGUCAGUUCUUCAGUAGGAACGACACAAAUAAUCUGUAAAUGGCGUAAACACUUAAA
Messenger RNA from Scaptodrosophila lebanonensis, 1136 nucleotides. Its product is annotated as cilia- and flagella-associated protein 161-like. Gene Ontology annotation, biological process: cilium assembly. Gene Ontology annotation, cellular component: motile cilium. The record is from RefSeq and is a predicted model, not a curated record. The coding region runs from base 45 to 938 and encodes 297 amino acids. NCBI's taxonomy places the organism in Eukaryota, Metazoa, Arthropoda, Insecta, Diptera, Drosophilidae. The transcript is spliced from 4 exons.